AUGACCUCACCAACAGCCCGCAGGCGAGCAGUCCGCAUUGCGGGAUGCUCCGGCGGCUUCACAGAUCGCUCCCGCGCGAUCAAGGAUCUGGCCGCCGACCCCGAAGUUGAUGCCGUCAUUGGCGACUGGCUAUCUGAGAUGACCAUGACAGUGCACGGCAGCGGCAAGAUCCGCAACUUGCAAGCAACCGAGGCGGGCUCCAAGGCGCAGCUCAGCCUGGAGGACCGCAUGAAGACGGCCAUGUAUGCCGAGACCUUCCUCCAGUGCUUUGAGCCAGCCAUCACGACCCUGGCCGCCAACGGCACCAAGCUCGCCGUUAAUGCCGGGGCCAGCGACACAGAGCUCUUGGCCGAGGCUGUGCAACACAUGGUCACUGAAGCUGGAUUCGCCCUCAAGGUUGCUUGGGUCGAAGGAGACGACGUGACCGGCCAAGUGAACCGCCUCAUCAAGGAAGGAGAGCAGUUUGAGAGCCUGAUGCACGGCAAGAAGCUCGAAGAAUGGGGCAUGGAGCCAAUCUGCGCGCAGGCGUAUCUCGGUGGCCUCGGUAUCGCCCGCGCGUUGAGCGAGGGCGCCGACAUCGUCAUCUGUGGUAGGGUAGCUGAUGCUGCCCCCGUCGUUGGCGUGUCUGUAUGGUGGCAUGCCUGGAAAGAUGACCAGUUCGACUGCUUGGCGGGAGCUCUGGUGGCUGGCCAUCUCAUCGAGUGCUCGGCAUAUGUCACAGGCGGCUACUACAGCGGCUUCAAGGACCUCAUGAAGGACGGACGACACGUCAACAUGGGGUUUCCCAUUGCCGAAGUCGAGUGGAACGGCGAGUGUGUCAUCGCAAAGGAGAAAAGCACGGGAGGCUGCGUUAGCGUCGGCACAGUCCUGUCGCAGCUCGUGUACGAGAUUCAAGGCCCACUCUACUACAACUGUGACGUCGUUGCAGACGUCUCCAACGUCCAGAUGACCCAACUCGAGGAGGACCGAGUCCGCGUGACCGGCAUCCGUGGGCGCCCACCACCACCGACGACCAAGGUCGGCAUCACGGCACCGGCGGGCUUCCAGGCCGAAUGGCACAUCUACCUCUGCGGCCUGGAUAUGGAGGAGAAGUGCAAGAUCACAGAAGACCAGAUUCGCUACGCAAUCGGCGACAACAUUUCUAAAUUCACCACGCUCAAGUUCCACCAGAACGGCACCUCCCCCCUCGACCCCGCAAGCCUCGACCUCUCCAUCGUCGACUUCCGCAUCUUCGCCCAGUCGCCCGACCCCGAGAUCAUGCGGCCCGACAUACCCAACGGAUUCAACCGCUGGGUCCUCGAGGUCUUCCUCCAGUCCGCCCCCGGCGCCUCCCUCUCCAACGACCUCCGACAGGUCGUCCCCAAACCCUACUACGAGUACUGGGUCGCCCUUCUGCCCCAGCGAGAGCUCAACCACAGAGUCCACUGCCUCUGGCCCGCAGCCGCCGCCCGCACCAUCGCCAUUUCCGCGCCCGAGACGACAGAGACCUACCCUCGGCAGCAGGCCUCGUACGAGACGCCCUCGCCUCUCGACCUCGCCUCCUUCGGGCCCACCGUCCGCGCGCCGCUCGGCAGCAUCGUCCUCGCGCGCUCCGGCGACAAGGCGUCCGACUGCAACGUCGGCUUCUUCGUGCGCCACGCCAACCAGUGGGACUGGCUGCGGUCCUUCCUGACCGUCGACAGGAUCAAGACCCUGCUCGGGCCGAGCGAGUACAAGGGCAAGCCGAUUGAUCGGUUCGAACUGCCCAACGUGUACGCCGUACAUUUCUUGCUGCAUGACCAUCUGGACAGAGGAUACAAUGCGUGCUCCAACUACGACACGCUCGGCAAGCUGACGGGAGAGUACCUGAGGGCCAAGGUUGUUGAUUUGCCGGCAGCCUUUUUGGAGCAGGGCCUUGUGUAA
Verticillium alfalfae VaMs.102 is the source of this 1902-nucleotide messenger RNA. RefSeq lists its product as hypothetical. Bases 1 to 1902 code for a protein of 633 amino acids. The transcript has 3 exons. The record is from RefSeq and is a predicted model, not a curated record. Lineage: Eukaryota; Fungi; Ascomycota; Sordariomycetes; Glomerellales; Plectosphaerellaceae.